AUGGCCGACACCGUCACGAAGCUCAGCCCCGGCUCCGACCCGCGCGUCUCCUACGAGACAGCGGUGCUCAACGGCCGCACAUACCGCUACAUUCUUGGUGUUCCCAAGGAUGGUCAAUUCAAGGCCACCAUCGUCCUCGUCCACGGAUGGCCUGAUCUGGCAUUUGGAUGGCGCUACCAGAUUCCCGCCCUCAUUGAGAUGGGCUUCCGUGUCGUGGCGCCUGAUAUGAUGGGCUACGGCGGCACCGAUGCGCCGAGAGUGCCGCCGGAGUCGAUCUCGCUGUACGGCUUCAAACGCGCCGCCGACGACAUCGAGGAGCUCGCUCGCCAGCUCGGCGCACCGAAGAUCGUGCUGGGCGGCCACGACUGGGGUGGAGCUGUCGUCUACCGUGUCGCCCUCUGGAAGCCCGACCUCAUCUCGCACGUCUUCGCCAUCAGCACGCCUUACGCGCCCCCCUCGAAGGAGUACUUCUCCGUCGAGCAGCUGGUUGCUGGCCCGCUUCCGCAGUUCAAGUACCAGCUAAACUUGGCCAGCGGUAAGCCCGAGGAGGGCGUCAAGACGAAGGAGGACUUCAAGAAGCUGCUCGUUUUCAUCACGGGCGGCAAGGGCCCCAACGACGAGCUCCUGUUUAACCCCUAUGAUGGCAUCAUUCUGGAGAAUCUGGGCAAGGUCCCGAGAGGCCCGUGGAUGACUGAGGAAGAGCUCGACUACUACGCCGAGCAGUACGCCCGCAACGGCUUGCACGGCCCUUGCAACUGGUACCGCACCCGCAAGGUCAACUAUGAGGAGGAACUCAACCUCCCCGGCGACGGCACCAUCAAGCAGCCUAUUCUCUACAUCGCCACCAAUAAGGACACCGUCCUGAAGCCCGAGAUGUCGGCUGGCAUGGAGAAACUCAUCCCCAACCUUAGCAGAGCCGCCAUCGACACGCACCACUUCGGCCAAUGGGAGAAGCCCGCCGAGCUGAACGACAUCAUCAAACAGUGGGUUGAUGCCGUUGUAUUCGGUGGAAAGAGCGUUCUCUAA
Messenger RNA from Lasiodiplodia theobromae, 1026 nucleotides. RefSeq names its product Epoxide hydrolase. The record is from RefSeq and is a predicted model, not a curated record. Gene Ontology annotation, molecular function: hydrolase activity. The transcript is spliced from 5 exons. The coding region runs from base 1 to 1026 and encodes 341 amino acids. NCBI's taxonomy places the organism in Eukaryota, Fungi, Ascomycota, Dothideomycetes, Botryosphaeriales, Botryosphaeriaceae.